AUGGCAUUUCUGAAUCAUCUAGGUAAACCAAUCAGCCACGAAGAGCUCUUCGCAUAUACCAAUGGCCAUUUUCUUGUCAACGAGCAAUGGCAACUUGGUCGACGCUAUAUAAAAUUCAACGUCGAUGCCCUCUGUGAGAUUGCCGCUGCCGCUGGUGGGGACCUGUCUCGGAUUACAACGGUGGAGAAGCUCGAAGGAGGAUUCAGUAAGGCUCUUCUAAUGAAAAAAGCAAAUGGAAAAGAAAUAAUCGCAAAACUCGCCAGUCGUAUUGCUGGGCCAACCUCUCUUACAACCGCGUCCGAGGUAGGUAUUCUCGAAUAUGUGAGAAAGCACACAAGCAUCCCUGUUCCACGCGUGUUUGCCUGGUCUUCGGAUAAUUCAAAUCCUGUGGGUGCCGAAUAUAUCAUUAUGGAGAAGGCUGCAGGAGUUCCGCUGUUUGAGCAAUGGGGAAAGAUGGCAGAAAUUGAGAAACUUGGCUUGAUAAGGAGUUUGACUAAGCUUGAGUCUCAACUUGCAACUAUUCAUUUUCCUGCCUAUGGUGGACUAUAUCGUGGAACAGAUGCAAAGCACUUGCGAUGCCAGGUGCUUGAUGAGAAUAUAGAUCCGUCCAGGCUGUUCUGUAUUGGUCCGUCUUGCGACCGUUUCUUCGGCACCGAGCAUCCCCAAAAUGUAGAACUUGACCAAGGACCUUGGAGCACAUUAUCGGGUUAUGGGAUAUCAAUUGCGAGACGGGAACUGUCACGGAUUUUGAGCCGUCCCUCAAACAGUGGACCAGCAUCCACCAAGGGAAAUAUCGAGGAGCAAGUCCGGCUUCUUGAAAUCACAAUGAACCUCAUGCGGAUAAUGGACUCGCAUCCGAUACUUGCCCAGUUUGCGCAGCCUACACUAUGGCACACCGAUCUCCAUAUGGGCAAUAUUUUCGUUGCGCCUGACGAUAACACAAUAACAUCACUAAUUGACUUUCAGUCUAUCUCAAUUCUUCCCUUAUUUCUUCAAGCUCAGUGGCCGAUAUUUUUAAAACCUCCACAGAACUACGUCAAAGGACUUGUACAGCCAAAGCUUCCAGACAACUUCAGUGAACUUGAUAACGACGAUAAAGCGGUUGCUCUACGGGCGUGGACACAGUCUAAACUAGCGAAGGGGUAUGAAGUCGCGACAAUACUUGAAAACAAACGUGCACAUAACGCCAUGGAUACUGUGCCUCGUGUUUUCCGAGAAACUUUCAUUCGUUGUGGUGAAAUAUCUGAAGUUGGCCCCGUUCCACUUCGAGAAUGUUUAAUAGAAAUCCAUCGGAACUGGUCGAGUCUCGGUUUCACCGGAGAAUGCCCUUAUUCAUUCAGUACUAACGAGAUCAAUGCGCACGAACGCGAAUUUACAGAAUACCAAGCCUGGAGCGAGGCCCAGCAACUCGCUCUGGAAUGCCUGGAUACUGAUGCUGAGGGUUGGAUCGCUCCACAGUUGGAUAUCGCAGAGAAACGAAGACAAAACAGGGAGUUACUUGCUAUGUACAUCGAACGAAUGGCUGAAGAAAGGUCCGCUAGCGAAGCAAGCGCAAUGUGGCCAUUCCCAGAUGAUCAAUAG
Molecule: messenger RNA, 1581 nt
Organism: Aspergillus bombycis
Lineage: Eukaryota; Fungi; Ascomycota; Eurotiomycetes; Eurotiales; Aspergillaceae
Exons: 3
Coding region: 1-1581 (526 amino acids)
Cellular component (GO): mitochondrion
Source: RefSeq, a predicted model, not a curated record